Molecule: messenger RNA, 1510 nt
Organism: Rhinolophus ferrumequinum (greater horseshoe bat)
Lineage: Eukaryota; Metazoa; Chordata; Mammalia; Chiroptera; Rhinolophidae
Product: interferon regulatory factor 4-like
Exons: 8
Coding region: 110-1480 (456 amino acids)
Biological process (GO): immune system process; regulation of transcription by RNA polymerase II
Cellular component (GO): nucleus
Molecular function (GO): RNA polymerase II cis-regulatory region sequence-specific DNA binding; protein binding; DNA-binding transcription factor activity, RNA polymerase II-specific
Source: RefSeq, a predicted model, not a curated record
UUCGCUUUCACCGACUCCGCGCGCCACCCAGGUGGCUCCGCGAUUCCCCACUGCGCUGGGAACAAUCACCGCACACCGCGGACGAGGCUGCCGAAGCACUGCAUCCCCGAUGGCCCGCGACCCCUGGCGGAGGGAGGAAGAGAAGGUCCCCGACGGCAGGCGACCCUCGGAGGGAACCGGGGGUCCCCUGCGUCUCCGCGACUGGCUCGUGGCGCAGAUCGAAAGCGGGCGCUACACUGGGUUGCGCUGGGAGGACGCGGGCAAGACCCUCUUCCGCAUCCCCUGGAAGCACGCAGCCAAGCAGGGUUACCAGGCGCAGCAGGACGCGGCGCUCUUUAGGGCUUGGGCCAUAUACAAGGGCAAGCGCCUAGAGGGCACUGACAAGGAGAACCCCUCCACCUGGAAGACGAGGCUCCGCUGUGCUCUCAACAAGAGUGCUGACUUCUGUGAGGUGCGUGAACGCAGCCAGCUGGAUAUCUCCAACCCCUACAAGGUCUACCGGAUUGUGUCCAACAAUGCCCUUGGCCCAGUUACCAGGGCUUGUGCUCUCCCUAAAAAGGAAGACAUUCUUCAGAGCCAGCAGGAACCCCCUGGAGAAGUGAUGGAGAUAGCCUGCAGGACAGACCAGGGCGGACAGUUUGGGGGCUCCUCUCCCACCCUCAUGGCCCUCUCUCCUGAUGCUCAGGCUGGCUCUGGAUUAGCCACAGAAGAUAAGGACAAGGAGCAGCCCCUCAGGCUGGCCGAGCAGGGCUCACGGCCUCCAGGUGCCCUGCUGCAAGGCCCUUUGGCUGACCACAGGUACCAGGCUCAAGACCCUACACACCCCUGGUGCCCCUUGCCUUCUGAGAACUUCAGCAACCCUGGUUGCUGGCUGCACGUGCGGCUGUUCUACGGCGCGCAGCUGGUGAGCGAAGCCAUCGCGCGCACGGCCGAGGGCUGCCGACUGAGCCCGCGGGCAGCCGCCGCCGCCUCCGAGGGCCUGCUGGGACCGCCACCGCGCGUCGCGCAUGUUCGUUUCCCCGAGCCGCCGCCGGAAGCCCUGGUGCUGCAGCGCCUGCUGCCUCACCUGGAGCGCGGCGUGCUGCUGUGGGUGGCGCCCGAGGGCGUAUUCGCCAAGCGCCUCUGCCAGGGCCGCGUUUACUGGCGCGGCCCGCUGGCCCCGCACCGGACGCAGCCCAACAAACUGGAGCGCGAGCGCACCUGCCAGCUGCUCGAUACGCGCCGCUUCCUUGCGGUCUCUGUGCCCGUAGAACUGCGGGCCCACUUGCAGGAUGGUUGCCCGGAACCUGAGUACCAGAUCCGUCUGUGCUUUGGCGAGGAGUACCCGGGGCCCCCGGACCGGCCUGAGGAGCGGCUCAUCAUGGCCCACGUGGAGCCAGUCUUCGCCCGAGAGCUCCUCCUGCACUCGAAGCGCCACAGCCACAGUGCCCCUGCAGCUGCAGGGUCCCAGUCCCUCAGCUCAAACGUGUCACUCACCUGAUGGUACAGCUGUGUCAGCCCUCAGCAACCA